AUGUACGUGGAUUUUUUAACUGGCAUGUGCCUCCAAGAGGAUAACCAGCAAAACUUGCAGCCUUUGCCCGGUUUCAACCAAUUUACUGACCGACUCAACACCACAAGAAUUAAAUUUUUUCAUCACUUUCAUCGACACACCGGCACCGGACUCGCCACCGAACGGGGUGUAUUCCGUUUCGCACCUGAAGACAUAGAACGCUACCACCACCAGAAUUCGACGUACAAUGACAACAAUCUUUUGAUGCAAGAUAAAACGUACUUAGACGAUGGUUCGCAAAAUUCAUUCCUAUACAAUGCCGAUUGCAUGAAUUUGCUUUCGCCGGACGAGAAAUUGUCAUUUUCGGAAGAAGAGAACGUAACUACGGACAUUGGCCAGCAGGAAGAAAUGCAAUGCAGAUGGAUGGAUUGUCAUUUAGUAUUUAGUGAUCGGCGGACGCUUGUUGGGCACAUUGAAAAGACGCAUGUGAAGUGUGGAAAAGCUGAGGAGUACUCGUGCCUGUGGUUAGGAUGUCUGAGGAGCAAACGGCCGUUCAAUGCGAGGUACAAGCUGCUGAUCCACAUGCGCGUCCACUCGGGAGACAAGCCGAACAAAUGUCCGUUCAAUGGUUGCGACAAGGCGUUCUCGAGGCUGGAGAACUUGAAGAUUCACCAGCGCUCCCACACUGGCGAGCGUCCGUACGGCUGCCAGUACGCCGGAUGCCGGAAGGCCUUCAGCAACAGCUCGGACCGUGCCAAACAUCAGAGGACGCACUUUGACACGAAACCCUAUGCGUGUCAGGUACCCGGUUGCAGCAAAAGAUACACCGACCCUUCGAGUCUCCGCAAACACGCCAAGUUGCACGGUCUCAGGUCAGCUUCAACCUCCAACGACUCCGUCCCCGUCGAACAGAAGAAAAUUCAACCCUCGCCUGAUGAUUUUAUCCCAAAAACUUAUAUGGAAAAUAAUCUUGAAAGUACCAGCUUAGAUAUUUUAGAUGCACUCGACAUGGAUGAUGUUUCCAAUUGCCUAUUUACCAUUGAACAAGAACAGGAGGAAUAUGUUCCUUUCGAUUCCGUGAGACACUUAUUAGAUGAACAUAUUGGUUUUCUCGAUAAUGCACUGGAUUACGAUGAAGCUAUACUUUGAUACGUGAUAUAAUAGUAUCAGAUUUAAAUUAUAAGUUAAAGUUUGAAGCUGGUGAUGAGAAUUUAGUAAACAAUGAUCGUUUUGUUUCGAACAAAUAAAAUUCAGCCUACUUCUGGUGAUCGUAUUUCGAAAACUUAGUACCAGCUUAUAUAUUCUAGAUCUAGAUGUACUCAAACGACCUAUAUGACGUUUCCACUGGAUUACGAUAAAGAAAUACUUUGAUAUGUGAUAUGAUAUUAUCAAAAUCAAAGUAUAGGUUAUAGCUUAAUUCUGGUGAUGAGAAUUAUUUUCGUUUUGUUUCCAACAAUUUUAUAAAAGGACGUGUCUCACUUAUAAAUUCAU
Molecule: messenger RNA, 1470 nt
Organism: Ctenocephalides felis (cat flea)
Lineage: Eukaryota; Metazoa; Arthropoda; Insecta; Siphonaptera; Pulicidae
Product: zinc finger protein GLIS2-like
Exons: 4
Coding region: 1-1128 (375 amino acids)
Biological process (GO): regulation of transcription by RNA polymerase II
Cellular component (GO): nucleus
Molecular function (GO): RNA polymerase II cis-regulatory region sequence-specific DNA binding; DNA-binding transcription factor activity, RNA polymerase II-specific
Source: RefSeq, a predicted model, not a curated record